Molecule: messenger RNA, 7667 nt
Organism: Solanum verrucosum
Lineage: Eukaryota; Viridiplantae; Streptophyta; Magnoliopsida; Solanales; Solanaceae
Exons: 2
Source: RefSeq, a predicted model, not a curated record
CGCGCCGCACACGCCGCGGACCAAACAAAGGGAACAGCCGGGCGAGGCAACCGAGGCAAAGGCGCGGCGAGAGGAGAAAAGCCCGCAACAAAACGCCGAGAGGAGCCGGCCAAGCCGACGAAGCGACGAAGCGCAGGCACAGAGGGGGGCCGGGGCCAAGCACGAAGAGCCGCAAGCGGCGCCGGAGCAACCCGAAGACCCGCCGGGGACACCACGGGCCCCAAGAAGGCGACAGACGCAAGCCAAAACGCGCACGGGAGAACGGGCAGAAAGCCGCGGAGCGCGCAAAGGCGGGAGCACGAGCCGCAAAGGGGCGCAGGCGCACGCCGGCGCCGCGAGGAGACCAGGAGGGCAGCAAGGAAGACAAGGACAAAGAAAGCAAGGGAGGGCACGGGGCAGCAAGGCCAGGAAGGGGCAGGGGCAGGAGGCAACCCAAACGACAGCACCAAGAACGCAGAAGGGCCAGAACGAGGCCGAAAGGCGGCGGAGGGACGGCCGCGGCCCGAAGCCGCAACGGGGGGAGCCGGAGCGGAAAGCAAGCGGAGAAAAGACCACGGCACCCGGAAGCGGAGCAAACAAAGCAGCAAGACGAGGCAGGGGGGAACGGGGCGGCACCGGCACCGGGGGCAGCGGCCGGAGGCAAGACACAAGCGCAGAGGACCGGCCGGCGGCGGCACGAAGAGACGGGGGCACCCCAAGGCGAGACACGAGGCCGAAGAAGCCCUGACCCAAGAGAGCCGGAAGCGGAACACGGAGCGCCGUGAGCUCGCAGGAGCCAGCCGAUGGCGGAAGAGAAAGAGGCCGAGGACCGGGCGCAAGCGCAAGCGGAAAAGCAACAGCACGCGCGGGGGGAGGCCAGGAGAGCAGGAGGAAACACAGCGAGGAAGGCACGAACAACAGGAACGGACGCAACCGGAGAAACCGCCCGACGCACAGCACGGACAGAGGCCAAAGAGAGAAGCAUCCGCGAGCCACGAGCCGCCGAGCACGAAGAAAAGAGAGAACCCCAACGGGGGGCGACCACGAGAGCCCGGCCACACCACCGAGGAAGACCGGGAGGGCGAAGGAACGGGCGGAGAAAAGCAAGCGAAAACAGCGCGAGAAGGGGAGAACCAAGCCAGGCCCAGAAGCACAGCAAAAGCAACCAGGGCAAGCAAGAGAAGGGCAGCCCGGGGGCACGCCCCGGGAGAGGAACGAAGCAAGAGCGAAAGACCGAGCCACGACGAAAGACGCACCCACGGGGGCGACACACGAACGCGCGACCAGAGGCGCAGACAGCAAACGCAAGCGAGAGGCAGAGGAAACAGAAACAGACGAAAAAGGAGAGCCGGGAGCAAAGAAAGCCAAGGCGGGCGGCGGCAGAAGAACACGGACCGGGAGCACAGCGGCCGAGGCGCAGCAGCGGCGCGAGCGGAGCGGCAGAAAAGGGGCCGGGACGCCCCGACCCGGGGCAGCGGCGCGGCCCCCGAAGCGGCCGCCGCGGGGACCACCCCGGAGACCCGGGGACCACCCCGACGGGCCGGCCCGGGCCGCGGCCGCGAGCGGGAGGGGCGGGCGGAGGCCGAACGGCCGGGGAGCGGGGAAGGCGAACCGGCGAGGGGACACGCGCGGGCCCAAGGAGCGAACGCCCCACACGCAGAACACCCCGGGGACGGGCGACGGAGAGCGGGAGGCGGCGACCCCGGCCAGAAAAACCAGCGGGGAACGAGCGCGGCCCCGACGAGGACCGGCACGAAAACCAAGAGGGCGGGCGGAGCACCCGCCGAGGCCGGGAGAGAAGCCGGGAAGGGGCGACGAGACGGACCCGACGGAAACCGCGGCGGAGAGCGAGCAGAAGACGCGCGGGGGGGAAACGACGCCGAGCAGGCGAGCCGCCGGGCGAGCGCGCGGGCCGCGGCCCCCGGGGCCGCGCGACGGAGCGGCGCGAGAGGGCGGGCAGGGGCCACGACAGCCAGAAAGGAGCGGCCCGCGGAGACGAAAGACGGAGGCGCAAGCCGCAACGGGAGGCGCAAACCCCGAACAAAACAACGAACCCGCGCCGCCGCAGGAGGGAAGAGCAGGGCGGCAGGCCGGGAGAGCGCGGGGAAGCGGGCCGCAGACGCGGAGACGGGCAGGGAGCCCGGCGCGAACCGAGCAAACGGAGCGCGAGCGGAGCGCGGAGCGCCGGGGAAGAAAGCGGGCCAAGAAGGCCGCGGAAAACGCAAGCCAGGGGACCGGGGGAGACCCAGCGGCCGGGGCGCGAAGGAGGGACGCCACCACGGCCGGGCGGGACCGGCGAACGGGGAAGCGGGGAAGGCGGCGCCGCGCGACGCCACGAAACCCAAAGGCGGGAGCCGCGCGCGGCAAGGAACGAGAAACGCGGGGGCAGCCGCCCCCACGGCCCCGAGAAAACCGCGGCGGGAGAGGCGAAGAAACACCCCGAGCAGCGGCGGCGCCCGGAGGGGCAGGACGCCCGCCAAAGCGGCAGGCGGAACAACCGGGGCCGCGAGCGGCGGAACAACCGGGACCGCGGGGGGAGGCGGACCCGCGGGGACGGAACGGCGGGAGGGGGGCCGGCGGCAGACCCCCAAGGGCAGCGAGGAGCGGAACGAGCAGCGCCGGAGAGCGGGAGCGGCCACAGGCGCAGGCGGGGGCGGGGCGAGGCCCGGGCCCAGCGGGGCGGCGGGGCGGGAACGGCGGGGGCGCGAGCACCGGCGCCGGAGGGGGCGCGCGGGCCGGGGCGGGGCGGGAACGCGGGAACGACCGCGAGGGCGGCCGCGACCCCGAGCGGGGGCCCGACCACGCGGGCGAGCCAGCCCGAGAAAAGAGGGGACAAGGAAAAGGGCAGAAACCGAGAAGACAGACAAGGCACGACAGGAGACAAACGCAACACGGGCCGAAAGACAGCCGGGAGCCGCCCGAGGAGAAGGAACGGACGGCGCCGGACCGAGCGGCAGGACGCGACGAGACGGGAGCGCGGACAAGGGAGACCGACGAACCGGGGCGCGGAGACCAAGGGGCACGACCCGAGGACCAAGGCAGGAGGGCACCGACGAGAACCCGCCAGCAGGGAAGCCAACCCGGAACCCGGAACAACAAGGAAGGGGGCGGAGGGGAGAAAGGAAACAAGAGGAGGCAAAGAACAAGAGAAACAAGCGGACACAAACCAAAAACAGAGAGACAAAGAAAGAGCCCGCCCAGAACCGGGAAGGCACGAGGACAGAGCGACGACAAAAGGAGGACAAGGCCGAAAACCGGACAACAGAGCGGGACGGGCGCGAAAGGAAAAAGACAAGGCGAGAGAGACAGAGGGAGACGGAAAGAGGACAAAACGCCGGGGGCGCACCCCCGGCGCCGGAGAAGGCGACGCCAAGCGGAGCAACGCGGGCGACGAGGGCGCGGACCGGCAGCACAAAAGAGAGGCAGAGCGGAGCAGGAGGACCAAAACAACAGGGACCCAGGAGACAGCAGCGGCCGACGGAGCAAGAGAAGCAAAAGGAAACGGAAAGGCAAGAAAAGGGCACAGCAAGGGCAAAGAGGAGGAAAGGGGGGAGGGACACGAGCGGACAGGCAACAAAGACAAGCAAGCGAACGAACGCCGCCGGGCGCCCAGAAACCCGACGGGGACGCGCGGGCACAAGAAAAGAAACCACCGGCACGGACCCCCAGAAGCCCGGCAGAGGCACGGCAGGGGAAGGAAAAGAAGGGAGCGAGAAGGGCGAGCACAAGAGGACCAAAGGCCGGACGGGAACGGAACCAGGCCCAAGCAGAGGCCAAGAGCGCAGGAGGCCCGGACGGGAACCGGAAGCGCGCCAACCGCCAAAACCGCAACCGACAGAGGAGAGGAAGCAAGACGAAACGGAAGCGGGAGGGAGGAAGGGGAAGACACCACGGGCAAGCGGGACCACGGACGCGAACCGGGGACGAGAGCGAAGGAGGCAACCGAGAGGGGCGGGACCACGGACGCGAACCGGGGCGGGAGCCAAAGGGCGGGCAGGGGGGCGGGACCACGGACGCGAACCGGGGACGGGAGCCAAAACCAGAGCACAGGGAAGCGGGACCACGGACGCGAACCGGGGACGGGAGCGAAGCCAGGACAGAAGGAAGCGGGACCACGGACGCGAACGGACGGACGAGCCGGCAGAGAAGCGGGACAGGAGGGAACACGGAGGAAAGAAAGCAGGGCAGGAGGGAACAGGGCAGAAGCGAGGGACCGACGAGCAGACGCAAGGCGGCGAGAGCAGGCGACAAGGAGCGGACCGGCCGAAACGACGGCGGAAAAAGGGCGACGGCCCAACGACAGCCGAAAGCGCGCAAGGCGAGGGCAACACGAGGCGAAGCCGAGACGAAGGCCAAACAGACGGCAAGCAAGAGGAGCAGAGACACCACCAGAGAGGGAGAGGCAAGAAGAGCAAGAGACAGGCGGGCAGAAGCCAACACGGGCCCGAAAGAAGGGCGAAGGCAGGAAGGAGAGAAAGGGAGCAGGCGCGACACCCGAACCCCGCCAGACGCAAGCAAAGCAAGAAACAAGGGCCGAAACAGGCGCAAGCGCACGAGAGAAAACCAGAGCCGACCGGAAAGCCGAGCACGCGGGCGCCAACGCACGGGACCGGAGCGGGGCCCGCCGAACGGGCGCCAAAGGCGGCCCCACGAACAAAAGGGGAAGCACCGCGGCAGGACGAAGAAGGGACACGAAAAGGAGAGGGGCGGAGACGGACCCAAAAGCGGGGAGAAACGGGAGGGGGGGCCCACAAGGAGAAGCGCAAAAGCGAAGCCGGGGAAACGGCCCAAGACCGGACGAAACGAAGACCCCAAAAGGGAGCACAAACAGAGGCCGAAAACACCGCAAAGCAGCCACAAGAAGGAAAAGGGCAGCCCCGGGAGCACCAAGGGCGGGAAAAAACGAGACCCGGCAACCCAAACAGAGGAGACCACGACGAGCCGGGCGAAAAACGCGACAAGGAGCCCCAAGAAGGACGGAAAACGGACGGACGAGGAGCAAGAGCGCACAGGGCAAAAGGCAAGAACAAAACCAGCCGGAAAGCACACGGGCAGGGGCGAAAAGGAGGCGGACCGCAACGAAGCCGCCCCGCGCGGGCCGAGAGCACCGCGAGAGGCCCCGCGAAAGCGCGGGAAGGGGGCCGGGGGAAGCACGGAAGGGGGAGGCAAAAGGAAGGAGCAAGCGGGAGGGGAAGGGGAACAAAAAAAGGGACGAAGGCGGGGAAAGGCGGGAAAGGGCCAGAGGGCACGCCGCGGCCACGGGGCGGCACGGGGCGCGGCCACGGCACCGCCGCGGGAAAGGCGACAACCCGGCAAACGGAAAGGGCGAGGGGCGGACGCGGGCGAGGCGGAAAAAGACAAACCGGAGAGGGAAGCGGAGGGGAAAGGACAGGCGGACGCAACGGGGAAGGCGGAAGGGCCAGGGGGAGCGCGCGCGAGGAAAAGGGGGGCCCACAGCCAGGAGCGGGGGAACCAGAGGCCACAACGGCAGCGAAAGCGCGGGAAGGAACAAAGGGGCGGGCGAGACCAAAAGGAGCGGCCGAAGCGAACCGAGCGGCAGAAGGGGCAGCGGAGCACGGCGGCCAAGAAGGGGGACCAAAGGCGACCGAACAGGCAGGGCCAGCAAGGCAGAAAGGACGGGGGGCGCGACAGGAAGGCGCGAACGAGGGAAAGAAGGCGGAAGGGAAAAAAGGACCGGGAGGGGCAGGACAAGAGCCACGACGAAAAGAACGGGCGGCCGCGAAAGGAAGAGGCAAGAAGGACCGGAAGGCGCAAAGAAGGCGGGGAACGGGCCCGCAGCGCAGGCGCGAGCGCCCAGGGAGCCGCCGCAACGGGACGAGGGCGCCAACGGACCGGAACAACAGGAAGGGCGCGCGAGCGCAAGCGCCGCACAGCGCGGGCGAGAAGGGCAACGGGCGCCGCGACAAAGGGCAAAGGAGCAGCCAACGCGACGGCAGCAGACGGGAGCACAGGGGACGCAGCAGGAACAGACCGCCGCAGCAGCGAAACAGGAAACACGGGGGGAGGGCGGAAAAGACGGGAGGGAGGGCCAACGCAGAAGCAACCGCGCCAACGGGCCGGAGGAGCGCAAAGGGCCCAAGGGACCGGGGGCGAAGCGGGCCCCGCCGCCCAAACCGCAGCACGCCCGGCAGGGGCGACACACGGAGGAAGACCCGAGCACCAACAGAGAAGCGCAAAGGCCGGCGCCGCCGAGCCGCAGAACGCGGGGGCCGACGCGGAGCCGGCCGGAGCCGAGCCGGAAGCACCCGCACCGGAGCCAGGCCGCCGGAAGCAAAGCGGGACCACGCGGCCGAGGCGCGGGGACGCAAACCAACCAACGGGAGAGCGACAACGCCGACCAGAGAAGGCCGCGAAGGGGGCCAGCGGAAGACGAGAGGGGAGCGGGGGGAGACGCAAACGCGGCCAAAGGCAAAACGGGGCCCACGGACCCCCAAAAGCCAGAACACAAGCCCGCAACAGGGCCGCAAGAACCGGAAGCGGGCGCGCCGACGGACCAGCAGGCGGGGGGGGAAAGCGGGGCGAAGGGCAACACGGGGACCCAACGCAGCCGGGAAGGGCCGCCAGAAGCGAGAGGGGAACGGGGGGCCCCGAGCGGAGAGGAGGGAAACAGGCACACCAGGAAGACGAACCACCGCGCGAAGGAGAGACGGGCGAACCGCGCAGCACGGGAGGAAGGAGGGACAGGAAGGAAGGGGGCGGACGGGGCAAGCGAGCCACGAGGACCCAAAGCGGGCAACACCGCGGAAGGCCGAGGGAAGCCCACAACGAAGGCCAGAGGGAGACGCGCCCACGGCCACGCCGGAAGGGGGAAGCGCGGGAACGCGCCACCAGGCCGCAAAGGCGCGGCCGGACCGGCGGGCAGCACAAGCAACGGGAAACAAAGGCAGCAAGAGCGCGCCGCAGGCCACGCCACCAGAAGGGGGCCGCAGAGCACGAGACAGCGGCGCGGGGCCCGGAGGGAGAGAGGAGCGAGACGCAGGGCCCGCAGAAAGGAGCAACGGGAGCAAAGCCCCAACGCGCGGAACACAGAGGCGGCCGGCGAAGCGCAACACGCCAGCAGGAGCGAAGGGAGCCGGACCACCAGCACCCGCGAACACGCGAGCGCGAAGGGCCACCAAGGCCGCAGCCGCAAACGGACAACCACGGAGCCGGCAAGCAAGGAAGACGGAACGCCCAGAGGGGCCAAGACACGGCGAGAAGCGGAGAGAGCCAACCGAAGCAGGCGAGGGGCGAAGAACGGAAGGGCAGAGCCAAGGGGGCGCGCCGCAACAGAGAAGAAGGAGAGACGACCCAGACGCACGGCCGGGCGGCGCAAGGCGGCCGCGACCACAGGGCCGGGCCCGGAGGAGAGAGAAGAGAGAGGGCAGAGGCCGGCAGGAGCGCAAUGCCAACGACGCGGGCCGCGAAGGAAGGCCCGCGGCGCAGGAGGGACGGAAGACGCCGGGGAGCGGGAGAGAGCGCACAGCGACGCCAGACAAGGAGGGCCGCCAAAGCGGAAGGGCAAAAACGACCGCCGCCAACGCGAAGGCAGGGGGGGGGAGGGGCGCGCAGGAACGGAAGCGCCCGGACGCAGAAGCAAGAACCCGGCCCGGCGGCAGCAAGACACACCCAAACCAACGCCGGAGGCGGCACAAGAACCGGGAAGCCCGCGCCCGCAACGGGAAGAG